This is a messenger RNA of Haliotis rubra (blacklip abalone), 5197 nucleotides long. Its product is annotated as dual specificity tyrosine-phosphorylation-regulated kinase 1A-like. The record is from RefSeq and is a predicted model, not a curated record. The transcript has 9 exons. Gene Ontology annotation, biological process: protein autophosphorylation; positive regulation of DNA-templated transcription; peptidyl-serine phosphorylation. Bases 700 to 3150 code for a protein of 816 amino acids. Gene Ontology annotation, cellular component: nucleus. NCBI's taxonomy places the organism in Eukaryota, Metazoa, Mollusca, Gastropoda, Lepetellida, Haliotidae. Gene Ontology annotation, molecular function: protein serine/threonine/tyrosine kinase activity; transcription coactivator activity; protein serine/threonine kinase activity.
GCUCAGAGAACUGAAGAAGAGGCUGAGGGGAUUACUGGCUGUAUUCUCAUACCUACAUAUCUACAUACUGUGUACAUGGGGCACCAGCACCCUCACGGCCCCUACACAAACCUUCCCGGCUUCCCUCGGAGACAGGACAGCCUUGGACAUCCAUGACACGGCCAUCUUGUGUGUGAUGAUCGGACCUGCUCUGUGGAAUACAGGCCUUCAGCAGAAGAAUGUGAGCAAGUGACUGGCCCCCCUCCAUCCAUAGUGCUGUAUCAACCAGGCUAGCAUGAAGAGACCUCGAUACACAUACGCCCAAGUGGGUCAUCCACCUGAUUCAGAAAAACACUCAGCUCAGUGAAUAACUCGUGAUAUCACAUGGCCUGCGUUCAUCCAACUUGGGCUGAGUCUUGUUCUUGCUGAGGAUACAGUGUGGUGGUUUUUUGUGUGUGAUUGUGUUUAAAAAGUUGAUGGCAUGUCAUUUAGCAGUGAGAUCACAUGAAGGGGGAAACUCUCAUGACCUGAUGUAGAGAAAUUUUGGGGGAAGGUCUCAAAAGGUGGAUUUUGUUUUUGUGAUAUCUAGCGACACGUUGAAUAACAGUGAGGUAUAUGCUGUGAUAUAUUGAUAUACCUGAGGAUAUACACUGGAUAUAUACUGGGUUGUGGAAUUUCUGUAUCGUGAAUUUCUUGGAGUUUGGUUGUGGAUAUUCCCGGAUGGUACAGGAGAAGAAGGCAACACUCGCUUCGUUGGAUAUGGAAAGUAACGGAUUAGCGGACGAUUGCGUUCAGUUUGUGAACAAGACGCUGUGGUUGCAACACGAACAGGAGGCCUAUAAACAGACCAUGCGACUCAAACGACAGCUGUCCAAGAACAGGCAUGUGAGUGCAGGGGCAAGCACGACCUAUGGUCGCCUAGCAACGGGCAGCAACCACUUGCUGAUGAUGGCCGAUCCCCUGCAGCAGCAACAUCAUCAACAGCAACAACAGGCGCAGGAGGACAUUGCAGCCAUGCAGAACCGCAUCCCUGUCGCGUUCCGGGAGCCCACCGAAGCCCCGCUACGCAAACUAAGCGUAGACCUUAUCAAAACUUACAAGAAAAUAAAUGAGGUCUACUAUGCCAAGAAGAAACGGCGUGCACAAGGCAUGUCCGGCACUGGCGACGAGAGCGGAAACAAGAAGGGCAAGGUCAACGCACAUGUGUACAACGACGGAUAUGAUGACCAAAACCACGACUAUAUCGUGAACCCUGGUGAAAAGUGGCUCGACAGAUAUGAAAUAGAUUCUUUAAUAGGAAAAGGCUCAUUUGGUCAGGUGGUGAAGGCGUACGACCAUGGAGAUCAAGAAGCAGUAGCCAUAAAAAUAAUCAAGAACAAGAAACCGUUCCUGAACCAAGCCCAGAUAGAAGUGAAACUCCUGGAGCUGAUGAACAAGCAUGAUGCUGAAAACAAAUACUAUAUAGUGAGGUUGAAGAGGCAUUUCAUGUUUCGGAAUCAUCUCUGCUUGGUGUUUGAACUAUUAUCGUACAACUUGUACGACUUGUUACGUAACACAAACUUUAGAGGUGUGUCGUUAAAUUUGACUCGAAAAUUUGCUCAGCAGUUGUGCACGGCCUUGUUAUUUUUGGCCACUCCUGAGCUGAAUAUUAUUCACUGCGACUUAAAACCAGAGAAUAUUUUAUUGUGUAACCCCAAGAGGAGUGCAAUCAAAAUAGUGGAUUUUGGGAGCUCCUGUCAGCUCGGGCAGAGGAUAUACCAGUACAUCCAGAGUCGGUUCUACAGGUCUCCAGAAGUGUUGUUAGGGAUUCCAUACGACCUGGCUAUAGACAUGUGGAGUUUAGGAUGUAUCCUGGUCGAAAUGCACACGGGAGAACCGCUCUUUGCCGGAUCAAAUGAGUUUGACCAGAUGAUGAAGAUCGUGGAGGUUCUCGGGAUGCCCCCUAAACACAUCCUGGACCAAGCACCAAAGGCUCGCAAGUACUUUGACCAGCAGCCUGAUGGUACAUACGCCUGUAAGAGGCCAAAGGAUAAUAAAAAGUACAAGCAGGCAGGAACCAGGAAACUCCAUGAUAUUAUUGGUGCAGAGACUGGAGGUCCAGGCGGUCGAAGGGCAGGCGAGCCGGGCCACACGGUGGCAGACUACCUCAAGUUCAAGGACUUGAUUCUAAGAAUGUUGGACUAUGACCCGAAAACUCGCAUCACACCGUACUACGGGCUCCAGCACAAUUUCUUCAAGAAGACGACAGACGAAAGUACGAACACGUCAAAUAGCACUUCGACUAGCCCUGCGAUGGAACAGCAGUGUGGGCCUGCAGUGAGUUUGAGCCAGUCAAGUGGUCGGGCGCGGUCUGACCCCACCCACCAACACCACCCACAUCUACACAUGCAGUCAUCCCACUCAGCAGCUCACCACCAGGGGGCGCACACAGGAGGGGGAGGAGGAGGAGGCGGCGGCUACACCACUAUGGAUUGUGAGAGUCCUCACCACCGCCCAACCGUCGUCACGACAACCGCGCACCACGCUGCACACCAUCACCCACUUGCACAGCAGCCAAGCUGGACCAGUGCGGAGGUAUCCCAACUCCACGGUCGCCAUAGCAAUGGGUCGCAUUCACAUUCCCACUCGCAUCAACGGCAUCAUCACCAUUCACCCUCAUCGUCGACAUCAACCACGUCAUUACAUCAGUCUGGCCACUCAAUCCUCAGUGGGACGACCGGAACGUCCCAGCAGAACCUAAUGCUCGGAACACUCUACUCUGACCCGGAAAGAAGUAGCUUCAGUGCCCGCACGAAUUUCGCCCCCAGCGGCGUGCCCCCACCGGAAUUGUCUUCCGCUACAAACAUGGCCGGUUCAGGUGAACUCGGCAAUGUACAUGCACUUCAUCAUCAUCCGAGCGGGAACAGCCUAGAAGCCACCCAGCUGGGCUCAGUGAACAUGCAGCUGGCCGGGUACCCAUCAUCCCCUGGACAAUAUGGACAGUUCGGUCAACAAGCAGGAUGGCCUCCCUCGGCCUUCCCAUACGCUUUAACAUCCACAGCUGCUCCGACAUCUUUGACCAGUCAUGACCCCACAGGCCAACACAACCGGACUGGAGGUGCAGGGGAGAGGGGAGAAGAGUCCCCUAUGGUUGGGGUGUGCGUUCAACAGAGCCCUGUGGCUAGCCAUUAACGUCGGGCUAGGAACUAGGUGUGUUUGUAUAGUGUGCCAUCUGUAGGGGUGGGGUUCAUUCCUCUCUGAGAUCGUGGCUCAGAGCGGGCUCCACAUAUGGUGGUGCAGGGAUGGAGAAUCUUGCUGUUGCAAAAACUCCCACAUUGAGUGACAGGGCUCCCUUAUGUCUUGGAUUAUAUACAGAGUGCCGUGGACUGACGCGAUAAACCAAGGCUGUGGACUGAUGCAGUGAACGAGUGCUGCGUAGGUCUUGAUGGCAACACAGGAAAUUCUGGAACAGUGCUUUCCUGGCUCUGGUAACAAGGGGGUAAACGCUCUCCCUGACAAGCUUAUGCCUCUUGAACUGGAUGUCCGACCAAGGACUCUCCACCAGACAGAUCAGGCUUGGCUAGGUAUCCGACCACGGACUGCAACAGACAGAUCAGGCUUGACUGGAUAUCCGACCACGAACUCUCCAACAGACAGAUCAGGCUUGACUGUAUAUCCAACCAUGGACUCAAACAGAAAGAUCAGGCUUGACUGUACGUCCGACUACGGACUCCCAACAGACAGAUCAGGCUUGACUGUAUAUCCGACCACGGACUCCUACAGACAGUUCAGGCUUGACUGUAUGUCCGACCACGGACUCUCCAACAGAAAGAUCAGGCUUGACUGUAUGUCCGACCACGGACUCUCCAACAGAAAGAUCAGGCUUGACUGUAUGUCCGACCAUGGACUCCAACAGACAGAUCAGGCUUGACUGUACGUCCGACUACGGACUCCCAACAGACAGUUCAGGCUUGACUGUAUGUCCAACCAUGGACACCAACAGAUAGAUCAGGCUUGACUGUACGUCCAACUGCGGACUCCAACAGACAGAUCAGGCUUGACUAUAUAUCCGACCAUUGACUCUCCAACAGACAGUUCAGGCUUGACUAUAUAUCCGACCACGGACUCCUACAGACAGUUCAGGCUUGACUGUAUGUCCGACCAUGGACUCCAACAGACAGAUCAGGCUUGACUGUACGUCCGACUACGGACUCCAACAGACAGAUCAGGCUUGACUGUAUAUCCGACUACGGACUCCUACAGAAAGAUCAGGCUUGACUAGAUAUCUGACCACAGACAGAUCAGGCUUGACUGUGUCCAACCACGGACUCUCCAACAGACAGAUCAGGCUUGAUUGGAUAUCCGACCAUGGACUCCAGCAGACAGAUCAGGCUUGUGCUAGCCUUGAACAAGAAAGAGAUCCUAUGACAGUGUUAGAAACCCCUUACAUUACCAACGUGCACCAAGACGGGCAAUACUGACAUUUAGUGUGCCCAUAUGCAACAAACGUGUCAGCCAAAAUUUUGUAGAAUUGUUUCCGCAGAUCGGCAUCAGGCUUUCCAAGUGUGGUGUUAUCCAGUGGUGAAUCCCUCUCGGCAAGACAUUCGCCACGAUCGGAGAAAGGCUAUGAAUGAAAACAAACGUUUUCCCGACAUACAGAAACGUGUCGGACCAAUGCCAAAUCAACUGAUUCAUUUAUAAACUGGACACACUUUCAUUGUAUAUAAUCUUGUGUGGGCAGGAUAAUGACUGCUAAAGCACUUCCCACAUACUUACCCUUCAGAUUGCGACUACUCCCGAACAGCGUAAAUAAGCUAGUCACCACUGGGUUCGGUUCCUCCAAUAUAAUUGUAUAUAGUGUAUAUAAAACCGGGGCAACCUAUCUUCCACGGAAGACAAAGGCCCUCGACAGCAAGUGUGGGUUUGAAGAAUGACGGUCUUGGAUGCCCGAUCUUGAAAGACCGGCAUUCGACUGCUUGUAUAUAAUGCUUGAUACAAACAGAAUGUGUAAAUUGGUCCUGAAGUAUGCUAUAAUGUGACUAUUUAUUAUUUAAGAUUGAAAGGUUGGGCCCAAGUAGGUGCCAGGCAAACAAUAUAUUGCGGUAGGCGGACAUCGCUGUGAUGAUCUGCGCUCCGUGAAACCGUCAGUUCCAAGCUUGAGGUGAAAUCUCUAAUUUCUCCUGCUGUUUCUGUUGUCAAGGAUUUGUCUUGGCUUGCCACGAUUAUGUUUUUCCGAAAA